AUGGUUCUCAAGGCUGGUGACAAGUUCCCUGAGGGCGUCAAGUUCGGCUGGGCUCCUAUCCUCGACGAGGACCCGACUGUCUGCGGUAUCCCUCAGCUCUACGACGCCAACAAGGAAUGGGCUGGCAAGAAGGUUGUCAUUGUUGCCGUCCCUGGUGCUUUCACCCCCAGCUGCUCCGCCUACCACCUCCCUCCCUACGUCCAGAAGUUCGACGAGCUCAAGUCCAAGGGCGUCGACAUUGUCGCCUUCAUCGCCAACAACGACGAGUUUGUCCUCAACGGAUGGGGCAAGGUCAACCGCGUCCCCAAGGGCGAUGACUUCCUCAUGCUCGCCGACAACAAGACCUUCUUCUCCGAGAACUACGGCUGGCAGGCAGGACCCAACAAGGGCGAUCGUACUGGUCGCUGGGCUAUGAUUGUCGAGAAGGAUGGUUCCAUCAGCUAUGCUGAGAACGAGGCUAAGCUUCAGGAUGUCGAGGUUUCCUCGGUCGAGGCUGUCCUCUCUAAGCUCUAG
Aureobasidium namibiae CBS 147.97 is the source of this 513-nucleotide messenger RNA. RefSeq names its product AhpC/TSA family protein-like protein. Gene Ontology annotation, cellular component: cytoplasm; mitochondrion; peroxisome. Gene Ontology annotation, molecular function: thioredoxin peroxidase activity. The transcript has 2 exons. The record is from RefSeq and is a predicted model, not a curated record. Gene Ontology annotation, biological process: hydrogen peroxide catabolic process; cellular response to oxidative stress; cell redox homeostasis. NCBI's taxonomy places the organism in Eukaryota, Fungi, Ascomycota, Dothideomycetes, Dothideales, Saccotheciaceae. Bases 1 to 513 code for a protein of 170 amino acids.